AUGUCUGCUUUAUUUGCUGUAUCUAGGUCAGCAAUGGCCUUACGUUCUGUGGCCCCAGUAUCAGUCAAAACUACGUCGUUUUUAACCUUGGCAAGACUUUAUUCUUCAGGCAAAUUCCCACCACACACAGUCAUUCAUAUGCCUGCAUUGUCCCCAACCAUGACACAGGGUGGUAUUUUGGAAUGGAGCAAAAAAGUUGGUGAUGAAUUGACUCCAGGUGAACCAAUUGCUGAGAUUGAAACUGAUAAAGCAUCGAUGGAUUUUGAAUUCCAAGAAGAAGGUUAUUUAGCCAAAAUCUUGAAAGAAGCUGGAUCCAAGGAUGUUCCAGUUGGAGAACCUAUUGCUGUUUACGUAGAAGAUGCUAAUGAAGUUUCGGCAUUUGAUAAUUUCACUGCCGCUGAUGCCGGUGAAACUCCAAAACAACCAACACCAGAAAAGGAAGAAGAAAAGCCAAAGGAAGAGGAGUCCAAGCCAAAGGGAGAAUCUACAAAAACCGAAUCUAAAUCUUCGUCUGCUUCAAAAUCUUCUUCGUCUGCUGCCUCAUCAGGAAGAAUUUUUGCAACCCCAUUGGCCAAAACCAUUGCUUUGGAUAAAGGUAUUUCGUUAAGACUGGUUAAAGGUUCAGGUCCACACGGUAGAAUCGUUGCCAAGGAUAUUGAAGGUCUUGAACCAGCACAAGCAGCUGCAGCUCCUUCCGCCACUACUACUGUUGCCCCAUCUGGUGCUACUUAUGAAGAUAUUCCAUUAACCAACAUGAGAAAGACCAUUGCCACUAGAUUAUUACAAUCAACUCAACAAUCACCAACUUAUAUCAUCCAAUCACAAAUUUCAGUUUCAAAGUUGUUGAAAUUACGUGCAUCGUUGAAUGCUACUGCUGAAGAAAGAUAUAGAUUGUCUGUUAAUGAUCUUUUGAUCAAAGCUAUUGCCAUUGCGUCAGUUAGAGUCCCACAAAUAAAUGCAGCUUGGUUGGGUGACCAAGGUGUUAUUAGACAAUACAAGAAUGUUGAUGUAUCAGUUGCUGUUGCUACUCCAACUGGUUUGAUCACCCCAAUUAUCAAAAAUGCUCACAACAAGAGAUUGACCGCUAUUUCAAACGAGAUUAAGGACUUGGGUAAGAGAGCCAAGAUUGGUAAAUUGAACCCAGAAGAAUACCAAGGAGGUACCAUUUGUAUUUCCAACUUGGGUAUGAACCAUGCUGUUACUGCUUUUACCUCGAUCAUCAACCCACCACAAUCAGCAAUUGUUGCUAUUGGUACUACAGAAAAGAAGGCAGUACCUAGCGAUGUCAAUGAGCAAGGCUUCAUCUUUGAUGAUGUAUUGACCAUCACCGGUACUUUUGAUCAUAGAGUUGUUGAUGGUGCUCUUGGAGGUGAAUGGAUUAAAGAAUUAAAGAGAAUUGUUGAAAAUCCAUUGGAAAUGUUGGUCUAA
Molecule: messenger RNA, 1428 nt
Organism: Lodderomyces margitis
Lineage: Eukaryota; Fungi; Ascomycota; Pichiomycetes; Serinales; Debaryomycetaceae
Gene: LAT1
Product: dihydrolipoyllysine-residue acetyltransferase
Exons: 1
Coding region: 1-1428 (475 amino acids)
Biological process (GO): pyruvate decarboxylation to acetyl-CoA
Cellular component (GO): pyruvate dehydrogenase complex
Molecular function (GO): dihydrolipoyllysine-residue acetyltransferase activity
Source: RefSeq, a predicted model, not a curated record